UCUGAUACACUAUGGCCCUCACAGUUCCCUCACAUUGGCUCCAUGGAAUCCUCUCUAUUACUGGGAGGUUUCAGUGAGGUUCAACCUGCAGCCAAUGAAGCCGAAGUACUGGAAAUCUGUGACAAGAUUCGGCCUGAGGUUGAAGCCAAGAUUGGGGAAAAUUUUGCCGAAUUCCAAGCGAUAGAGUACAGAAUGCAGGUGGUGGCUGGGAUGAUCUACCUUAUUAAGGUGUACACUGGAAAUGGUGAAUACUUGCACAUUGAGGUGCUGAGCAAUCUGGAAGGUGGGGGGCUGGAGCUGCUUAAAUACGAAAGAGGGAAAUCAAGAGAUGAUCUACUGAGACCAUGAAUAUCAGUUAGAGAUACCAAAUGGCCACAUUCUGAAUUCUCUACAAAUGAUUUACCCAAAUACUGUUCAGAAUCCAAAGUCUACUUUGGAUAUUCUUGGUAAAAAUAAAAAUUGCAACAAAAACAACGGUCACUUUCAUUUGUCUGGAGCUUCAAAGUCACAUGAC
Xenopus laevis (African clawed frog) is the source of this 514-nucleotide messenger RNA. RefSeq names its product stefin-2-like. The record is from RefSeq and is a predicted model, not a curated record. Bases 43 to 348 code for a protein of 101 amino acids. Lineage: Eukaryota; Metazoa; Chordata; Amphibia; Anura; Pipidae. The transcript has 3 exons.